AAUUUAUUGCUACAUACUCGUCCGACAACCUCAACCGUCGGAUUAAACAAUCUGCUCAAUUGAUUGGUUAGCUAUGGCUUCCUCGUUCGACAACCAAAUGGAUCAGGAUGGAAUGUGCUCCGUGUACUCUGCUCAGCCAUCGGAGACAAAUUGCUCCAUCAAUGAGGUGCUUGCCAAAGAAAUUAUCGCUGUCAAUGAGACGCCAGAUGAUCAAGCUGAUUCUUCGAUCUACCCAAUCCCAAAAUCAGAAACAAAUGUGUCAGCUAGCGAAGGGUUCCAGCCAUGUCAAGAUAUCAAUCAAUUCAAUUUGUCCGUUUACUCUGCUCCAAAAUCCGAGACCCCAGUGACCAUGAAUGAGAAGUUCGAGCGGUGCAAAGACUUGAUGAACGUUCUUGACUACUCUGUCUACUCAAUGCCACCAUCAGAAGCAAAUGUUACAAUGAAUGUUGCAAGCUUCUCGGAGUACACUGCCCUUGCCUCGGAGACCAACGUCACAAUGGCUGAUGUUCUCAAGAACGUUGCUCAGGAUUUGGCGUCAGAGCACACUGCAAAAUCAGCUCAUCCAACAUUCGACACCACCGCCUACGUAGAGCGCCUUCAAGCCGAGCUCGGGAUUCCGGAUAGCAAAGUGAUUGGAUUGGAGUGCAGCAAUUUUUCGAAUGCGAAGAUCAUUGAUUCAAUUGAAUGCCUUCAUCAGUUGGACAAAUUCCAACCAAUCCCGGUGGAUUUCGAUCAGAAUCCUGAUUUUGGAAAAACUGCCAAAUCUGUGGAAAGCUACCUCUUGCGUUCAUCCAAUGCCAGUUCAAUCCAUCACGAGAUCUGAAGAAUCGGAACAAAUUAUUGAACUUGGUCUAUAAAAAAUGUCGAAUCAU
Messenger RNA from Caenorhabditis elegans, 872 nucleotides. RefSeq lists its product as uncharacterized. The record is from RefSeq and is marked reviewed. NCBI's taxonomy places the organism in Eukaryota, Metazoa, Nematoda, Chromadorea, Rhabditida, Rhabditidae. The transcript is spliced from 4 exons. The coding region runs from base 74 to 823 and encodes 249 amino acids.